Messenger RNA from Paramisgurnus dabryanus, 4105 nucleotides. It is a transcript of the gene angpt1, whose product is annotated as angiopoietin 1. Gene Ontology annotation, biological process: blood coagulation. The record is from RefSeq and is a predicted model, not a curated record. Lineage: Eukaryota; Metazoa; Chordata; Actinopteri; Cypriniformes; Cobitidae.
GUGGCAUUUCACCGUAAUUCAUUGAGAAACAUAGCAAGCAUUAUCGGCCGAUCGAUCGGAGCAUCCCUACAAACUAUACCUUUAAUGCAAACACAUGCAAACUGACAAACUGAAUAAUGGAUUUACAGUGAACAAUAAACAAUAAAUAAAAGUUCCUACAGUUUCUGUGUACAGGAGGCAGGGCUACUAUACAAAUGCAGGGUCAGAAAGUUUGUAAAAUGAUCCUAAGGCACUGAGAACAUCCUCUGUGCUGGGGUCCCACUAUGCUCUCUCUCUCUCUCUCUCUCUCUCUCUCUCUCUCUCUCUCUCUCUCUCUCUCUCUCUCACAGACACACACACUUACUCGCCCACACAUUCCUCUCAGUCACUGUGAGGGGCAGGCUCAGAUCAAGCUAGACCCCCAGAGCAAAGUCAUCGAGUCACUUGGUCACAUACACACCACAAAGAGAGAGAGAGAGAGAGAGAGAGAGAGAAAGAGAGAGAGAGGGAGAGAAAGAGAGAGAGAGAGAACGUCAGGGGAGGUCUGACAACAUGCUUUAAUCCACAUCUUCAUGGACCCUGUUGUGUGCUCUUCAUAACUGCACAGCUGUAUUUUACAUGCAUGUGGUCCCAGCGCGACCCGCAUGUGAAGUUUCUCAAGGCUUCAGUUUUUUCUCAGAAGACCAUCUAGUUAUUAAAUUCUUUACAGGACAGGAAGUAUUUGUGACUGACAACAUCAAUGAUGAGCUCCAGGCUUUCUCUUCCACAAGAGUCCGGUAUGGACGUAAUAACCUCAAGCCCCAGGGCAAUCAGAUAUCUCUGCACAUACUGAUUCCACCUGAUUUUGGAAUAAAGGAGCAGACAGCACCAAAGACGCCCCCCAAACGAACUUGAACCACAGCUUUGAUAUUGGCAACCUUACCCCCAGCUCCUGCCAUGCGGUGGGGUUGGAUUUUCUGCUGCUGCGCUUCUCUGGCAACAUUGCUGGUGCUGGCAGACUGCUCAGGGGGUGAGCAGAAAAGAGGAACUGAAGAAGGAACCCGGAGCUCCUCGGUCAAAGCGGGCAGCAACAGCAGCGGUCGGAAAUAUCAUCGGAUCCAACACGGACAGUGUAGUUAUACUUUUAUUCUCCCGGAGAAUGACGGAAGCGCCGGGACUUCUUGUCGAGAAUCUAGAACGGGUGCUCAGUACAAUGCCAACGCACUUCAACGGGACGCCCCUCCACCUGAAGCAGAAUUUCCCAGCCAGAAGAUCCAGCAGCUGGAACAUGUCAUGGAGAACUACACACAGUGGUUGCAAAAGAUUGAGAACUACAUCAAAGAGAGCAUGAAAACCGAGAUGGUCCAGUUACAGCAGAGUGCUGUUCAUAACCACACAGCGGCAAUGUUGGAGAUGGGCACCAGUCUUCUAUCCCAGACAGCAGAGCAGACGCGCAAGCUAACUGAUGUUGAGACGCAGGUUUUAAAUCAGACAUCACGGUUGGAAAUUCAACUACUGGAAAAUUCGUUGUCCACAAACAAGCUUGAGAAACAACUCAUGGUUCAAGUAAAUGAAAUCAACAAGAUCCAUGACAAAAAUGGGUUUCUUGAGCUGAAAAUGCAGGAGAUGGAGGACAGGCACAGAGAGGAGCUAGAGGAGCUGCGGGAGGAGAAGAGCAGUCUGCAGUCUCUGGUUAGCAAACAGAGUUCAGUGAUCCGUGAGCUGGAAGCUCAGCUGAGUCGAGCGACCGGUAACAGCACGGCCCUGCAGAGACAACAGCAAGACCUGAUGGACACCGUACGCAGCCUGCUCAGCCUCUGCGCCAAGGAUGGAGGAACAGCAUUGGUCCCGAACAGCACGAAACAAGCAGAUGAAGAACGGAAGUACCGGGACUGUGCAGAGCUCUACCAAGCUGGUUUUCUGAAAAAUGGAGUUUACACCAUCAAUAUAAGCCCACAAGAGACUAAAAAGGUGUACUGCAACAUGGAGUCCGCGGGGGGAGGCUGGACUGUGAUCCAAAGACGCGAGGACGGUAGCAUGGACUUCCAGAGGACAUGGAAAGAAUAUAAAAUGGGCUUUGGGAGUGUGUCAGCCGAACACUGGCUGGGAAAUGAGUUUGUGUACAUCUUGACCAAUCAGAGGCAGUAUGCGCUCCGUGUGGAGUUGACCGACUGGGACGGACAUCAAGCUUUCUCUCAGUACGACUCUUUCCACAUCGACAGUGAAAAAAACAAAUACAGAUUAUUCCUGAAGAGCCACAGCGGGACAGCGGGCAGGCAGAGCAGUCUGGUGAUCCACGGCGCUGACUUCAGCACUAAAGACAUGGACAAUGAUAACUGCACGUGCAAAUGUGCACUUAUGCUCAGUGGCGGAUGGUGGUACGAUGCCUGCGGCCCUUCCAACCUGAACGGGGUGUAUUACAGACAGGGACAGCACGUCGGAAAAUUCAACGGCAUCAAGUGGCACUACUUCAAAGGUCCCAGCUAUUCUCUCCGUGCCACCUCCAUGAUGAUCCGGCCGGUCGAGUUCUCAUAGUCCUCAGCAGUAAACCCAAAACACCCUUGCGCCCAUUUUGGAAACAAGACUUCCUGGCCCAUGACAGUAUCGUUUGACGCUGUGUAAUAAGUGGACAAAUAUUUGCCACCUGGAUAGCGGGAUUCUUUUGAGAUAACACCUCUCCAGGAAACAGCAACAGGGACACUACAGGAGUUGGUGCGCUGUGUGGAAAUCUCGGCCGGGAGCUGACUCGGCUGGUCUUUAUUUUUAAAUAUCAGAGGUAGGAAUUCAAGUGCCAUUCACUUGGCACCCAGGACUUGUGAACUGCUAAAGCAAGCAGGCACGUCACCUUUGAUGGUAGCAGACUUGGUCUACCAGUCUGUUGUGUGUGGACAGCUUGAAUGUCCCUUUAUAUCCUAAAGAGACCUAUAAAUUUUUAAUACAAACGUGUUGCACAGUUAUAUUUGAGUUGUGAUACUUCACAUUUUAUGCCUUUUUUUAUUCCAGCGUAUUAUUAAAAUUGUUAUUCCUGUCAACGUGAAGAAAACCAUAACAUGCACCAUUAGUAGGUCACUUACAAUACUAUUUACAAUGAACAUUUGUUGGGUGCCAGAAACAGACCUUCAGCGAAGAGUGCCGUCCUCCAGCAUCAUUUUAUUGAGUGCGAACCACCGUAUUAUUAUUGGCUUUGAACUGUAAUGACCUUUAAGUGCAUCAUAGCUUGGCAUCAACAUGGGAAUACGUGCCAAAGAUCACAGCUAUUAAAGACAAUACAAUGAAAAUAUUUGUAUUCGCAAGUGAUGGGGUUAAGCCAAUGACAUGUAUGGAAUGGCUGAUGUGGUAUAAUGCAAAUAACAACAGUCCAGUAUGUUUAAGUCAUUGGAUAAUUAAAACCUGAUUGUCGUAUUAAUGUUUUGCAUAUGUCAAUAUUGAACAGGUUACUUUUUUGUCUGACCGACAAGCUUGGAUUAUCUCAUUUUUUUAUUAUACUAAGUAUGCAGAAGUGCUUUUUAAUGAUGGAAGAUUGUUUUUAUUGGGAAAAAAUGCGUUUUAUGUAAGAUAAGUGCCUGAGCUUGUGUCUUAUCACUUUACAAUGUACAUACAUUAUGUUUCAACAGUGGUACAGUACUUGUUUGUUUUGCGGAAAAGGCAUUGUUUUGUGAUUGUGUUUUGAAUAGGAUAUUGGUGGAUAUUUUGAACCUGCCUUCUGCCAUGACAUUUUAUUACCAAAUCUCAUAAAUGUAUUCAAGAUUUCAUCAGAGGUUCUUCAGAAACACCCACACUGCUAGUCCUUCACAGAAGGGCUCUAUUUUACUGUACGACUACUGUCUGCCAACAUAUAACUACUACCAGCACGAAGCAUUUUACUGGAAACAGGCACUUCUAAUGUACAUCCAUAAAUUUUCUGGAGUUGCAGAAUGGCAUGUUUUCAAUUUCACUUUAAAUACUGUUGGUUAGCGUCUCCAAAUUUGUUUCUACCGGAAAUAUUUUUUAUUACAUUUAUCAACCUGUUUUGCAUCAAAAACCUUUCUAGUACAGACUGCCUACAACACCUUUUUGUACCUCAUUUAAAAAAAUGUUAUUUAAGCACCUCAUCCUUUGUAACAGUGUUCAGAAUGAUGUUAUUUCAAAUAAAGUAAAAACAACAUGA